This is a messenger RNA of Parnassius apollo (apollo), 609 nucleotides long. The record is from the annotation of a GenBank genome assembly. NCBI's taxonomy places the organism in Eukaryota, Metazoa, Arthropoda, Insecta, Lepidoptera, Papilionidae.
AUGGAGAUGUCUCUACCGAAUGGUGUAGACGUAUCGCAGUUGGUGCAGCACCCAGUGCUCGCCGCGCUGCCGCCCUUCUUCUUGAGAGCUUCUGAACGAUAUCAGAGGACACCGAAAUGCGCUAGGUGUCGCAACCACGGCGUGGUCUCGGCGCUGAAGGGUCACAAGCGAUACUGCCGCUGGAGAGAUUGCGUCUGUGCCAAGUGCACCCUCAUCGCAGAGAGACAGCGCGUCAUGGCCGCACAGGUCGCGCUGAGGAGGCAGCAAGCUCAAGAAGAGAACGAGGCUCGGGAACUGAACUUGCUGUACGGCGGCCAGCCGUCGGCGGUGCCACAUCACUAUCCUGACCUGCCUGAUGAUGCACCAGGUUGGUUUACUGUGUUUUUGCAGCUAUUCGUUCAUAUUUUUCGAUUAAACGCGUACCCCAUCGUGAAUUUCAAGUUGCCCAUUAAUGCAAACAAAGGUUUGCGGAGAAAAGAACGCACCGAGGAGACCAAUUACGCGGCUCAAAAGUGCAGUGUUGCCACUUGUGACGGCUCCAGCUACUCCAAUACUCCAAUAGUGAUGGCAGGCGUUUUAUAUAGCUCUGCUAUUAUUAUGUUCAUUUGA